Molecule: messenger RNA, 1387 nt
Organism: Volvox carteri f. nagariensis
Lineage: Eukaryota; Viridiplantae; Chlorophyta; Chlorophyceae; Chlamydomonadales; Volvocaceae
Exons: 5
Coding region: 1-564 (187 amino acids)
Source: RefSeq, a predicted model, not a curated record
AUGGAGCUGAUAGAGCUGGGUAGCAUCUCAGAGGGCCAAGAUCUGAUCAAGUUCAUGCUUGUGGCGCGCGACACAGACCGGGGGCGGGGCAAGAUGCUGGACUGCUACGAUGUGUCAUUCAUCCUGGGCUCAAUGGUGCCAGAGGGCGCGGCGGAGUCUGCGGGCCGUGUGCUGUUUGCGCUCUACUCGAGCGAGUCGCCCGAGGACAGCGCCGCGUCUCAGACCCUGGUGCCGUUCAUCCUGGGCACCCUGGUGGACCAUAACCGCUCCGGAUGGGCAGUUGAGCUGAGCAAGCAGCUGAUGUACACGACACUCGAGGAGAUCGAGGCUGGAUUGGGCGAUUACGACUAUUCGGUCCUUGGCUGGUGCAUGGCCCAGAUGGUGUGGUAUGGCCGUGCGGACUGGGCGGCGCGGCUGUGCCUGGAGUUGGAGAGGCAACAGCUCGACUGGUUCAACACCCAAGAGCUGCUUGGGGCUAUCGCGGGCUGGGGCGACGUCAAUUACUCGAUGACGGUCGUGAACUUCAUGCAGGAUGUUCGGAUGAAGGAGUCGCGCCGCACGUGAAGGGAAGGAAGCCUUGGGGGAAGCUGCCGGCGAGGCUGCGCCAGCCAUGCUGCUCAGCGCACAGAUGGCUGCAUUGGAGCUGGCGAGGUUUAGCGUCCAAUUUGUUAGCACGGGUGGCUUUGUUUAUCGUGGCGGGUUGAAGGAGAAGGCGCGCUGCCUACCGUUACCCAACGCAGGGCAAAACCUGCCGACGGUGUUGGGUGCAUGUUUUUUCAAUCAGCGAAUCCAGUGUGGGACGACAUUGGCUUUUGAAUGUGAGGAUGUUUGUCGCAAGCGUUGCUUCUGAUCAUGACGCCGGCAAUCUGUUCUGAGAAAUGACAAUGAUGCGUAUGGACGGCUGUUCGACGGUGACAAUUUGUGACUGGUUGAUACAUGUCAUGUCAUUUACAAUUCUUAGCGCGUAGGCGCAAGCGUUGGUUGUCUGCGUUGUUGUUUGUUUUUUCAUCUCGGUGCCGUGCGGCUUCAUAGCUAUGAACAGAGAAGAAAGGAGAAACGCGGGGUUGGGCUUACAGAGCACAACCCAGGCUUCCACAAGACCAUGCAUGAGCAUCAAUCACAUGGAAGAUAUUGCUUCGAUAUCGUCAUCGUCAUUGUUGAUGCUUUUGCUUUGUACGUUACUAUAACCAACUUUCCCCUACUAUUAAGGGAGGCCUCUUGAACAACCCGGAGGGCGUCGAUUUUCCCAUGGAUGGUUUUCCGGUGUUAUUGAUGGUUGCAUGCAUGACGAGAUGUUGGAAGGAUCUGGGUUACCAACAAUGACUCCUUGCAACCACAGCCCAGGGCGACGGAAUUUGAAUGAUGCCGGUGCACAGCGCGUACACAC